AUGUCAAGAGUAGCGACAAUAGCAGAAGCCUUCUGUCAUAUAUUGUCUCAUAUUAUCUGCGUAAUUUUGACGAGGUGAGAUGCUGGAAAAGAGCAAUGUAUCUUCCCUCUUCCAGAGCCACAAGACUUAUUUCAGGCUUCUCAGUUAAAAUUUGAAGAAUUUCAAAAGGAUCUCCGCAAACUUAAAAAAGACUUGAGAGCCUGUGAGACAGAAGCGGGCAAAGUUUGCCAGUUAUCAUUAGAAGAGCACAUCCAACCUUUUAAAGACAACAUGGAGAAAUUCAUUACUCAAGCUAAAAUUGACCAUGAAAUAGAAGAGAAAUCCUUGGCAGAAACACAUAAAAGCUUUUUGGAGACUACAGCAUAUUUCUAUAUGAAACCAAAAAUGAGUGAGAAGGAGGUGUCCUUAAAUGCUUUCUUCAGUAUUUGGCAUGAAUUCAGUUCUGAUUUUAAAGAGUUCUGGAAAAAGGAAAACAAACUUAUUUUGCAAGAAAGGCUUAAAGAGGCUGAGGAAGUAUGCAGACAGAAAAAGGGGAAAUCAAUUUACAAUAUAAAACAGAAGCAUGAUUCUGGAAUUAAAGCUAAGAUAAGUAUGAAGAUCUGAGAGUAGAAAGGCUUGUGCCAUUGUACCACCUGUUCAGUAAAUUCAAAAUGUCUGUGGAUGGGGAAAAAAACCAUACGGCUCAUUUUUUCCUUGACUUCUUUUGCAUUUGUUUUCUGUUCUUCCUGACCAUAUGCAGCAAGCAUUCGUUAAUAAACAGAUUUACCGUAUGGAGUGUCUAAUAAAGAAGUUAUGCAGUUGAGACAUGUCUCUUCUAUGUACCCCACACUGUUGUUCUCAUCCAUAUGGUAUAUUGUCACAUGUAUGGAAGAAUACUAAUAAUAACUGGAGCAGCAAGAAGAAGCAUCCUUAUCAAUCUGAAGCAUACUGAAUCUGUAUAAACAUCUAACUUUACGUACACCCUACAUUUACAUUUAGUAGCAUUUUUCCAAAGCAACUGUGCUACAGUGCUGCCCUUAGAUGCAGAGGCAUUCUUGUGGCAAAACCACAAAGAAAUCUUAUGGCACUUUAAAGGCUUACAGACCUAUUAAAGCAUAAGCUUUUCUGGAGAAGAGUUUUCUUAACCAGAUGCAUGGUGAGAAUUUCAGUCAUGGUGAGAAAUUCAGGCUAUACAUAUAUUGGAUUGCAUCCAGCAGCCCACAGAUACAAGGAUAGCAUGUAUUUCUUGCAUUUUCCCUCUUCUCAGCAGGACUUUUCAACCUGGCAGAGCUUAUUCUUGGGGGCACAAGACCUUUGUGGGCUAAAUUCCAUGGAGGUCAGGUGGGAUCUGGAGGCGAGCACAAGCAUUAUUUUGUCAGUGGGGUUCAAAAAAACUACUGGGAGUAGAGGCACAUGGAAAAGAUCCAUGAUGGUCAGUGUCUUCCACUGACGGAUUGCUGGAGCCAGUGUAGACAAAGAAGGGGUAGCAUGAAAUGCAAGCUCACUUGUGACAUUUCUAUGCAAAACUCAAAACUCAGGAUCUACCAGGGGCUAAAAGUCAUCAUUCUUCUGCAAAGGAACUUAAGAAGAAAAUCCCACAGGGAGAAAAAUGUUGAAGUAGAAUUGAUCAAUCAGUCUAUUUAGUUGUAUUAAGUAAGGCUUAACAAAGCCAAACAUCCUUUUUAACUUCUACAUGUUUUAAGUUGUUUAUCAUGCCUAGGGAAAUGGUAAUGUCAUCAGCUGCAGCUGCUAUGGAUGGUCACUGUGCUUGCUUUAAAUACCUUUGAGAUGUUUUCAGAAGUGUCACAAUGUGAUGCAUUUCAUGCACUGUUCACAGUUCUCUUGUCACCAAAUAUCCCUGCAGACUGUGAUUUCACUGCAUGUAAUUGCUCCCAAAAUUUUUGCUUCAAUAAGCCUAGCAGUCUUUAAGGUUGCCACAAGAUUUUUUUCUUAAGGGGGAAAUGCUGCUUCUCAAGAACUGUGUGUGUACCUGUUCCAUAUUGACAUCUGUAGUUUGUAUUUUGAAUUGGUAAAGUACUCCUGCUGCACUAUGCUCUACUCUUUCCAAAUCCAUUUGGCUGCCCACUUGUGAAAUAUUUCUGAAACAAGAUGUUCAACACAGCUAUCUCUGUGGUAAAUGAGCUGGAACAUGUUCCCCAUUUUCUGCUAGAUAGAAUGGAAUCAAAAUAUAGGGAAGAAGUUGAAGUGUAGAAAAACAUAGGAGUCCUUCAGAUGGUACUGAAGAACCCCAGGUACUGCAAUAUGCUACAUUCCUUUAGAAAGAAAUAUACCACCCUAAUUUUGAACAGCAGAAUAAGAAGAAGCUGACAAUGAGUGUUUGUAAUCCAGCAUUUGAAGUCUAUUAUUUUAAAGAAUGUCCUUCUCUUUUAUUAGCAUUUUGGUUCAUAUUAUAAACCUUAGUGACCUGAGCGACAAAGAGAACUGCUCACUCAUCCAGGUUAGCUUUCAUUUUAUUGAGUACUCAUACGCUAUAUGACAUAACAGUUGCAGCUGUUUUGUGUGUCUUCAGUUGGAAUCAUCCCAAACAUACCAGAUUAGUCAAUUCUGGUUUAGAGCACUUCCACCACACACCACACCAUCUUUCAAAAAUAUGUUGCAAAUAGCCAAAGGUGGGAGGAGGUAGAAUAAUAAACUCUCAAAGCUUUGGAGCAUGGAAGGUGCUGGGGUGGUUUUGAGUUCUGCUGAAAUGAUUUAUUCUCCAUGUAGCCCAGAACAUGAUUUCUGGUUGCCAAAAUGAUAAUUUGUGGUUCCAGACAUCAUAAAGGCUGCAUAAAUUAUGACCUCAGGAAUUGACUUUUUAAAAUGCCAAGCACUACAGAUAUAUUUUUCAUUUGUAGGGAAAGUAGUUUCCUGGCAUAUAAUCUGCCUGAAAAGCUGCUGUUUUAUGGAUAGCUCUUGAGAGACCCUGAUGCAUUUUUUUCUCCACAACUGCAUUAAAAAGGCCUAUAGCGUCAGGAAUAAAGUUGUUUCUUGGGAAAAGGAAAAGAGAAAAUUGCUUGUUAUGAAAGACAUUAUCAAAAGCAAAUAAAUAAAAGAUAUUUUAAUAGCACUGAUUAAAACCCAUGUUUAUAUAAACUAUAGACUUGCUGUUUAACUUUGCUUUUUCCUUUAAAGUACAUUAAAAGACAUGGUAGCAUGUUUCUGUUUUGUAGCCUUCCUGGUCUCUUCAGUAUCUACAGUAUGUUUAUUGCCAUACUAAAUUAAAUGAGAUCGCUCUGUGCAAUACUGUAUUUAGUGUUUCUAUUCCACUUUUUUUUAGAAUGUUAAUUUAUAUGAAAAAUAAAACAAAUAAUGAAA
Sphaerodactylus townsendi is the source of this 3297-nucleotide messenger RNA. RefSeq names its product formin-2-like. NCBI's taxonomy places the organism in Eukaryota, Metazoa, Chordata, Lepidosauria, Squamata, Sphaerodactylidae. The record is from RefSeq and is a predicted model, not a curated record. The transcript has 8 exons. Gene Ontology annotation, cellular component: actin filament. Gene Ontology annotation, biological process: actin nucleation. Gene Ontology annotation, molecular function: microtubule binding.